AUGUCAAUUCGCCCUCCUGUCAAAUCAUGGUCUUCGACUUUAAGACUACCUAAAUCUUCUUUUCCUCCUCGGCCAAUCCCCGCAGAGCAACCAAAAUACCUUCAACGAUGCUCCGACGAUCUCUACAAAUGGCAAAGCCAUGAAAGAUCUGCCAAGAAGCCAUUCAUUCUUCAUGAUGGUCCUCCAUACGCCAAUGGUCCUCUUCAUGUUGGCCAUGCUGUGAAUAAACUUCUAAAAGAUAUCAUUUGUCGAACCAAGCUCCAACAAGGCCAUCGAGUUGUGUGGGUUCCAGGAUGGGAUUGUCAUGGCCUUCCCAUUGAAAUCAAGGCUCUUGAGCAACAGCGCGAGAAGAAAGAUGGUGAGGGGAUUUUAGAUGCCAUUGGAAUACGACGAGCGGCUCGGAACCUUGCAAGCAAAACCGUAAAGGAACAUAUGAAAGGCUUCCGAGAAUGGGGUAUUAUGGCAGAUUGGGAGAAGGCUUGGAAGACAAUGGACAAGACAUUUGAAACUAAGCAACUAGCAGUUUUCCAAGAAAUGGUCAAGAAAGGUCUUAUUUUUCGACGUUACAAACCGGUCUAUUGGUCACCAUCAUCGAGAACAGCUCUUGCGGAAGCAGAGCUUGAGUACAAUAACGAACAUAUUUCUACAUCAGCCUAUAUCAAAUUCCCUAUCACAGAUAUCCCUGGCGAAGUAAGAGACUUUGUCCCCAAUCUGAGUAAACUUUCGGCAUUGAUUUGGACUACUACCCCUUGGACACUUCCCGCGAAUAGAGCCAUUGCGUUUCAUCAAGACCUGACUUAUUCGAUUGUCAAAUGUGAUGAUGAUCACCUUAUCAUUGCGAGCUCAAGGCUCUCUGCACUACAGGAUUCAUGCUUCAAAGACAAAGUCAUCGAGGUUGUUCGGCAAGAUAUCCCUGGUUCUGUCCUCAGAAACCUGACUUAUACCAAUCAGCUUCGUGGCCAAAACUCUGAUGACCAACCUUUGAUUCAUGCAGAUUUUGUUUCUUCUGAAUCCGGUACUGGACUGGUUCAUUGCGCUCCUGGUCAUGGUAUGGAUGAUUAUGAGGUCUGCACUCGUCUUGGUAUAGAGGCUAUUGCCCCCGUUGAUGAUCUAGGAUGCUUUACAGAUGCUGCUCUUCCUGACGAUCCAAGUGCUCUGUCAGGUAAGUCCGUGCUAAAUGAUGGGAACAUGGAAGUUUUGAAGAUUCUUGGAGAUCAAGUUCUGUUCAUCUCAAAGUAUAAGCACAAAUAUCCAUAUGAUUGGCGAACAAAACUUCCCGUCAUUGUCAGAGCCACAGAACAAUGGUUUGCAGAUGUUGGAGACGUCAAAAGUGUUGCUUUGGAAAGGCUGAAUGAUGUGACAUUCAUCCCGCAAACCGGAAAGCAAAGACUGGAAAGCUUCAUCAAGUCAAGGAGCGAGUGGUGUAUCUCAAGACAACGAGCUUGGGGUGUUCCCAUACCCGCAUUAUACGACGAAAAUGGUACAGCUUUAUUAACUGACACAAGUGUUGCACAUAUUCUCUCUGUUAUCGAAGAACGAGGAAUCGAUGCAUGGUGGUCAGAUCCGGAGAACGAUCCGGCAUGGAUUCCAGCUGGGAUGAGCGGUACAUACCGACGAGGCAAAGACACCAUGGAUGUUUGGUUUGAUAGUGGUACGAGUUGGACACAGACCGAUCAACGUGCCGAUGUCUACUCGGAAGGCACUGACCAACAUAGAGGUUGGUUUCAAUCAAGUUUGUUGACUCACACCGCUAUCGCCGAUAGUUCAGAAGCACCUUUCAAGACAUUGAUUACACACGGAUUCACUCUCGAUCAAAGUGGGAAGAAAAUGUCUAAAUCAAUUGGAAACACAAUAGCUCCAAGUCAAAUCAUGGACGGCUCCCUUCUUCCGCCUGUGAAGAUGAAGAAGAAGGGUGGAAAUGUUUCUCAGGGAUUUGGCGCUGAUGCAUUACGCUUAUGGGUAGCUAGCAGCGACUAUACCAAGGAUAUAGUCAUUGGCCAACCAGUUCUUGCAUCUGUAAAUUCUGCAUUAUCAAAGUAUCGCAUCACUUUCAAGAUGUUACUGGGAUCAAUGCAUGAAAGUGCGAGGACUUCACCAGUGACUAAGUUAGAUAAGAUUGCAUUGGUUCAAUUGAGAGCAGUCAUGUCUGAAGUCGAAUCGGCUUAUAACUCGUACGAAUUCCACCGGGCUGUAAGUGCAAUUAAUCGCUGGAUCCACACAGAUCUCUCCGCAUUUUACCUCGAGGCUAGUAAAGAUAGGCUUUACUGUGGUGAUGGAGGGGGUGUCUUGGAAGAGAUAUUCCAUGGUCUUCUGAAAAUGUUAACUCCAAUCACGCCGUGUCUUGUCGAAGAGGUCUGGAACCAUUUACCUGCUUGGAUGGCCGCUGAAAGCCCAGUUCAUCCAUUUCAUCGAGAAUUUCUUGAUACUAUCAUUUCUCCCCGUCGACUUUCUGAGGAAGAGAUUCCAUCUAUUGAGCAAGACAUUCCUUGGUUAUUAGAAGCACAUACUGCCAUUAAACUUGCCCAGGAAGAAGCUCGCUCUCAAAAAAUCAUAGGGUCGUCUCUAGAAUCAUCUGUAUUAAUAGAUCUGCCUUCAAAAAACCUGAAGGUAUUCGAGCGCUAUGCAGAUGAGCUGGAGAGUAUAUUUGUUGUAUCAUCCGUGGAAAUUGGCGGUGAUGUCAACAGAGGAGACUGGAGGUUUUCUGCACCGUUGUCUCCACCUGGAUGGCAUGAACCGGGUGGGGAGGGAAAGGUGUGGGUUUUGCCUCCUAAGGACAAGAAAUGCCCAAGGUGCUGGAGAUAUGUGGCUCCAGUGAAAGAUGAGCUUUGUGGGAGAUGUGAAACUGUUACUGCUAUGUAA
Messenger RNA from Sclerotinia sclerotiorum 1980 UF-70, 2859 nucleotides. RefSeq lists its product as hypothetical. The transcript has 2 exons. Lineage: Eukaryota; Fungi; Ascomycota; Leotiomycetes; Helotiales; Sclerotiniaceae. The record is from RefSeq and is a predicted model, not a curated record. Gene Ontology annotation, molecular function: aminoacyl-tRNA deacylase activity; isoleucine-tRNA ligase activity; ATP binding. The coding region runs from base 1 to 2859 and encodes 952 amino acids. Gene Ontology annotation, biological process: isoleucyl-tRNA aminoacylation. Gene Ontology annotation, cellular component: cytosol.